Messenger RNA from Soboliphyme baturini, 776 nucleotides. The record is from the annotation of a GenBank genome assembly. NCBI's taxonomy places the organism in Eukaryota, Metazoa, Nematoda, Enoplea, Dioctophymatida, Soboliphymatidae.
AUGAGCUCUGUCUGGCGAAAGCUGCAGCACCAGCACAAGCUGGCGACCAAGUUCCGGUUCACGGCUCAGUUCCGCGAGCUGCUUCUACAGUGCUGUCAGAAAUGGCAGCCUAGCAACGUCUCUAUCUGUUGGACCCACCGGAAGAGACGGUGUUCGACGAAGCUACGAAAGUGGGAACCGACGAUCACCGAUCCUUACAGCGGUCUGAUCAUAUGGCCGUCGAAGGACGCGGAAAUACUAGAUAUCGUCACAACUUUGUAUCGAGACACGCGACGAGACACGUUCGACGAUAAGGAAUGGUGCUUUAUCGUAGAGGAGGUGACGAUGACCGGCAAGCAUAAGCCGAUUGCUUCGGUGAAGAUUAACAUGCGCCUAUUCAUCAACGAAGUCCCCGGUGUCCUCACGGAACUGAAACUGCGGCUGAAGCCGUUGCGCGAUGAGCUAGAGCAGUGCGUACUGCACCUGGUGCUCAGCUGCCUCGUGAUCAAAGAGGGCAAUGCGCUGGACGAAGACAUGCGCAGUGUCGCCAGUCUAAUAUCGGUGCAGGGAUUGAACCAGGAUACGGUGGAAAAUGGCGUCGCCAGUGACGACAUCAGUUGCAAAGUAGCCACCGAAAACUUGCCAGAGGCGAAAACGAUUUCUUACAAAGAGUUGAUGUACGCUACGGCGCCUGUAGAAAAGCCACAGUCCCCCUCCGCGACCCCUAAAGUAAAACGUAGGUCGUGCUGCAGUCACUUAUUAAAACCUUUUCUUCCAUUUCGUAUGAGCUUGUAAUU